Messenger RNA from Sporisorium graminicola, 4773 nucleotides. RefSeq lists its product as uncharacterized. The transcript has a single exon. Bases 1 to 4773 code for a protein of 1590 amino acids. NCBI's taxonomy places the organism in Eukaryota, Fungi, Basidiomycota, Ustilaginomycetes, Ustilaginales, Ustilaginaceae. The record is from RefSeq and is a predicted model, not a curated record.
AUGCCGGCUCCUGUGAUCCCAGCCUCGCGGAUGCGCGACGGCCUCCAAGUCGUGCACGACUCGAUCGAACACUUUGCUAACACUUAUCGCACAUGGCUUACCCUCGCUCCGGCCUACAGCUACGGCCCAGCGUUGUCUGCUCCUUCCUCCACUCCUUCGUCCAGCUCUUCAGCGUCGUCUUGCUCUCAAAUCGAUGUCAACGCCGAAACCCUGGCUCGAGCUUACUGUCCCAUCUCAGGUCCCAGGUGGGACGAGCAUCGCGAGCGCAUCCUGGCAUCCACCUCGCUCAAAGGUCUCACUGUGCUUCGCAGCCAGGUCGAAUCCGAGCUUGCCGCGUUGGAGAGGCUCGCAGCCGAAAGGGGCAGCUGGCAAGAGCCGCAUCCUUACUCGAACGGCACCCACCACAUCCGCUUCUGGGAAGAGGUGCUUUAUGUCGCCUUCACUUUCGGUCCCGUGCUCUCACUACAGGACCGCUUCGCGUUCAGCAUGUCGGCAGCAUUACGUCGCAAGCAAAAGAUGCGCAAUCCACGUAACGAAAACAUCAACAGCCAGAGCGUCAAGGUCGAUGUUGUCUCCCAGAACGGGAAUCGCUGGACUCGUCUUUACAUCAUCAAACCAGAACGUCUGCGCCAAGAGUUCAGAGAAGCCGAGAGCUACAUGGUCGACCAAGACGACUCGAGCUCUGCCUCUGCCUCGGACGAUGAAGAUCUAGACACAUCCAGUCAGACCGAUGCCGCCGCCGAUUCCUUCCACGAGCAUCAGCACACUGCCAACUGUUCUCUUGACUCCAAAGCAGAGUCCCCUUCGACCGCCCAUACAGCACGCCACGCCGACACUCCCGCCGAAUCUCUCGCCUUUGACCUUGCCGCCAAGAAGUGUUCUCUUACGAAGCUCAUUCACGAACUUCGUGCCGCAGCAGAUACCGAAGCCAGAGCACGCGUCCGACGGUCCGAAGAGCACGGCCGCAAGCUUCCCUUUGUGCCCAUCAACGUCGAACUCGUCGUCACGCGCAUGGCUCUUCAGACACCUUCCCAGCCGCUCCCAUCCGUCUCCGGCAAGGGCAAACAGUCAGCGCUCGCUGACUUCUACCAGCUGUCUGAAUGGGAUCGCUUCAACCACAGACUCGCUGCGAUUGCUCAAGAAGCACAAAACUACAAUGUCGACCUCAUCUUUGGUUAUCGACAGCUGCCACCAAGCAUUCUGGAGCAAUACGUACCCCCAAGUAUCGGCUUGACUUGUCGCUCAGAGCAAGCCAUGCGCCUGCCCACCAUCCCGCAAGCGCCUGCUCGACCGCAAUGGCGCACCACUCGAAACAUCAAUCUCGACGUCACCGCCAUGAUCGCGCUCGUCAGCGACACAACUCACGGUAUCUUUCGCGAAGGAGGCGCGAACAACGCCCUGCUCGACCAGGCAAAGGGGCAUCCUAAGCUCGAGAACGGCGAGUACGGUUCCGGCGCGCUCUACCAGCAUCACUUUCGCACCUUCUCCAUCCGCAAAGAAGCGCUCGAGGCUAGAGCCGCCGAGCUCUCGCUGCAAGACGACCAGGAGGAUGAAGCGUCUCAGGCACUCGACAAUGCAGCAGCGAAGGAAGGCAGAGCGCUUGCCAUCCAGCUCGAGCGAGAAUUGAGCAUCGAGACGCUCUUUGAUGCCAUUCUCGGUCCCAUCUGUGGCAAGGAUGGCGACCGAGACGAUGCAUCUCGCAAAGCGGAGAAAGACGCACCUGUUCAGCUGUUUGCAACUGUUGGGGCCUUUGACCGCCUCCGUCGCGUCAGCUCCACCGUCGGAGGACCCAACGAGAAGCGACGAGUCAAAGCGCUGCUGGGCGAUGCAGGCGCCGACCCGCAAGACUUUUGGCAAGGUUCCAAGUGGGCUGGUCCAGAGCACGACCAACUGCGAAGGUGCCUUCUCCUCCCUAUCCAGCCUCUGCAAGAUCUCGGGCCUGGAGGUUUCGAGUCGCUCACCCGCCUCCAGCAAGUGUACCCAGAUCUGCCGCGAGCCCAUUUCAUCUCGCACAUGGUCGACACGCUCGAGAGCUGCCUCAGUGAGUUGUGGGGUCCAGAUUGGCGCGACAUCUCCGAGGACUUGCCGAGAAGCAAGUAUAAAAAGCUUCGCCAGAGCACAGUGCAUCAGGCAGGCGGACAGACGUAUACGACGUUACGCUCCAUGCAUGCCUGCGCGCGCUACGGCAUGACGACGCUCACCAGCAACAUGGACAGCGUCCAGUGGCUGCUCAAGGAGAUGAGUCGUCGACCAUACUCGGAGCAGACUCGAAAGAUUUUGAACGAUGCGUCGGCGAACGAGCUCGAGGCUCUGCGAACGCAACAAGAUCCAUUUUACUCGUGCUUUAUCGUGCUGCACCCCCGAUCGCUGAGCGAGCAGAUGCGUGUGACCACAACCGCACCCGCAUGGAGAGAGGUGCUCGAAGGGUAUCCCGGGGUUCUAGGCCCGCCAGUGACGUCCGAUAGCCAAGAAGGGCGACGCGGAGCAGCGAGCUCAGCCGCCAAGGGUCACAACCAAUCAAACGCAAACCAUACGGUGGAAGAAGUGCAAGGCUACUCGAUCGAUGAUGGACAUGGCCCGCUACCGCCUUCCCCGCAAGAUGACCACAUCACUUCGUCGAGCGGCAUUCUGUACUCGAUGGACCCUCUGGCUCAAUCCAGGGACCACGAGAUCGAAACAACGCGCGAUGAGAGUGCGCUUCAUCUAUCCUGCCGAAGCGAUAGCUUUGUCGGAGCCACUCCUCCAGAACCCAUCAAAAAGACAAGCAUGCCUCCACUGACGCCACUCGGCUUGCAGCCCGAGGUGGAGCCCAUCUUCUACCAGGGCAACGCUGCAGAUGUCCACGACCAGGCCGAAAUGACCUCGCGAAAGAGACAAGCGCGCCGAGCUCGCAGGUGGGUGCUUGGACCCAAGCCACCAGCACGCCUGGACAUUCGGCAUUACCGUUGGUGGCCCCUCGGCCGCAUUGAGCGCAAAUGGGAUCGAUGGACGCAGCCUUUUGCCUGGAAGGAUCCUGAAGCGCGGGACGGUACGUAUGGCAACGGCCACUUUGCCGACGAGCAAGGCUACCAAAACAAUGUGCAGCCUGGACUUGCUUGGUGGCGAGCCAUUGUGGCCGAUGCUAAGCUCAACAGGCUGCAUUGGGUGGUGCUGUGUCUGGUCUAUGUGGGCUGGAUCUUGGGGUUCGCCUACUUGGCCAAAUCGCUGUGGUACCAGUCGGCAGUUGUGGGCUUUGACGGCGUCUCGCGAACGCCGGCGUUUCUGUCAUGCACGUCGACGUACUGGCUGCGCAAUGCCGAGUGCGGCUUGGACGGUGAAGCGUGCGAGCCUUUCUUCACUGCGGCUGGUCAAGUGGGGCAGGCAUUCCGGUGUCCGGCUGACUGCAUCGAUGUGACGCUGUUGAAUCCGCGUGCGGUGGGUGAUCAGAGGGUCAACUACGAACCGCUGGUGGUCGGGGGAGGUGAUGCCAAUGGGACGUAUCGCGCCGAUUCGUUUGUGUGCGCUGCUGCGAUCCACGCCGGGGUGAUCAGGAACACCCAGGGAGGGUGUGGCUCGGUGCGGUUGAUCGGUGCCCAUGCCGGGUUCGAGGCGAGCAGGGCCAAUGGGAUCCGCUCGAUCGAGUUUGAUUCGGCAUUUCCGAUGGCCUAUCGAUUCGAAACCAUCGAGGGGCAAGGAGAUUGCACGGACCGACGCUGGCAAGGCUACGUGGUGAAUGCGAUCAUGUCUGCGGUGGUGGGCUUUGUCCUGCGUCCGAAACGCAUCGUGUGGUUCUGGACGCUAGCCUGCGUGGGCUACUGGCACAUUAAUCUCGUCUCCUAUCCGCGUGACUAUCCGCCACCGAUCGGGGCUGCGAUGGGGACGUUCUUGCCCUUCUUGUUCACGUGCUAUGCGAUCUGGCGGCUGGCGUUCCGGUUCGUCUGGCCGGCCUUUGCGCAUGUUCCCGUGGAAGCGACCGUGUGGACGCUGGCGUUCUGGUGGUUGGGCGUGCUGUUGAAUGUGGUUUUUGGCAAGGUGCCGAUCCAGCGGUUGGUGGCGAGGGAUAUUGCGCAGCAGCCGGGCAGCGUGGUGGCGGUAAUCGUGCUGGCGGUGGUGGUGUUGGUGAUUGCGGUGAACCAGGUGCGAGUCAUGUGGAAGACGGGAUGGUUGGCCAAGUAUGUUUCACUGUACGUGGUGGGAGGCGUGCUGGUGGGGCUGGCGGCGGCAGUGCCCGGCGAGACGCUCCGGCUGCAUCAUUACAUUAUCGCACUGGUGCUGCUGCCGGCAUGUGCGUUCCCGACACGGUUGUGUUUGGCGUACAUUGCGUUCUGCUUUGGCAUGUUUACCAACGGCGUGGCGAGGUGGGGGUUCGACGGCCUGUUGGAGGACGACGCGGUGGUGCAGGGCGAUGCGACGGGCGGAACUGCAAGGCCGACAUUCAACACUACCGCCACCACAUGGGCUGGAGCGGGAGGCGUGGUGCAGUGGAACCCCAUCCCGUCGAGCUUGGCCGCCGACUGGGAUGCUUAUGCGUUGCUGGUGGACGAUGUGCUGCGGUACCAGGGCGAUGCGACGAGUUUCAACCUGAGCAGCAGCUUGUUGGACGUCUAUGCGCAGGAGAGGGCGGGCGAUGGACAGAGCCAGCAGAGUAUGCCGAGCAACGCAACGCUGUUGGCUUCGCCGCACUACUUGAGGCUGGCGUACAGCUCGCAGGGCAGUCCCGGGGAUUUCACCAGGGCCGCAACCGCGUGGUUGGGCAAUGCAACGUGGAAGGAUGCGCCGCCUGGAGCGACGUAA